Rattus rattus (black rat) is the source of this 1648-nucleotide messenger RNA. RefSeq names its product dual specificity phosphatase 26 (gene Dusp26). Gene Ontology annotation, biological process: protein dephosphorylation; negative regulation of MAPK cascade. The transcript is spliced from 4 exons. Bases 359 to 994 code for a protein of 211 amino acids. NCBI's taxonomy places the organism in Eukaryota, Metazoa, Chordata, Mammalia, Rodentia, Muridae. Gene Ontology annotation, cellular component: cytoplasm. Gene Ontology annotation, molecular function: MAP kinase phosphatase activity; protein tyrosine/serine/threonine phosphatase activity. The record is from RefSeq and is a predicted model, not a curated record.
CGCGAGGCGGGGCUGCGGGCCUGCGCGGGGCUGUAAACAGGGGCGGGCUGUGUCGCUGCGGUGUGGCGGCUCCCACCGCUGCGUGACACGGUGUCCCUGGAUGUCACCAGCGCGCACACCGAGAGGAACCUGCUUCGAUGUACGUGUCAUGGCUUAAAAAUAGCUGGGAUCCACCUGCGCGCCGGGGCGGCGGCGCAGCGGCGGGGGCCGUGAAGGAGCCAUGGGCACCGGACUGCCGGAGCCCGCAGGCCAACUCGGGAUCUGAGACCCUUGCGACCAGGAGCAACAGCCACCUGGUGACCGAGCCCGUCACCGCUGAAACCACUCCGCGUUGGCCGCAGAUCCCGCCACCUUGAAGAUGUGCCCCGGUAACUGGCUGUGGGCUUCCAUGACUUUUAUGGCCCGCUUCUCCCGAAGCAGCUCAAGGUCCCCUGUUCGUACCCGAGGGAGCGUGGAGGAGAUGCCCAGUGUUCACCAUCCCUUCCUCAAUGUCUUUGAGUUGGAAAGGCUCCUCUACACGGGCAAGACAGCCUGCAACCAUGCUGACGAGGUCUGGCCGGGCCUCUACCUCGGAGACCAGGACAUGGCCAACAACCGCCGUGAGCUUCGUCGCCUGGGCAUCACCCACGUCCUCAACGCCUCACACAGCAGGUGGCGAGGCACCCCCGAGGCCUACGAGGGACUGGGCAUCCGCUACCUGGGUGUUGAAGCCCACGACUCGCCAGCCUUUGACAUGAGCGUCCACUUUCAAACCGCUGCGGACUUCAUCCAUCGGGCACUGAGCCAGCCGGGAGGGAAGAUCCUGGUGCACUGUGCGGUGGGAGUGAGCAGAUCUGCCACCCUGGUGCUGGCCUACCUCAUGCUGUACCACCACUUCACCCUCGUGGAGGCCAUCAAGAAAGUCAAGGACCACCGAGGCAUCAUCCCCAACCGGGGCUUCUUGAGACAGCUCCUAGCCCUGGACCGUAGGCUGCGGCAGGGUCUAGAAGCAUGAGCUGAAGGGGAUCAGGCCAGGUCCCUAGGUGGUUUCCUGGCUCCCAGCUGGGAAGAGAAAACCGGGGAGACAGGUAGUAGAAAGGCCAGACAAUCUAUCCUCCCCUAGUGGCAGGAGAGCCAAGAGUCCCAAGACCACUGUGGCUCUUUGUGGAUGGGGAUGGAGGGCCAGGUUGGGCAAUGUGGUCGGUGGGGGCUGCUGACCAGGGAAGGAAGCAGUGGGGCUGUAAGUAGAGCAUGGCUCGAUGAUUAGGAUAUCCCCGCGUUCCAGCAGGGUACGCCCAAAUGACUCAGAAUCUCUUCCCCUCAUUGUGUUCAAGUGUCCCCCUCUCUCGCUUUUCCAAACAAAACGACCACUGCUCUGGAGUACCUGAGCAGUGGGGAUGUCAGGGACGCACGCAGCAACAUGGAUGUGAAGGAAGGUUGUACAGGUUGCAGAAAACAACACAGUCAGUUGGUGAUGGUGUGGUGUGAAAGUCACCAAUCCAGAGGGAGAAACCUACCCCCCUGUGCAACUCCAGGAAGAGGAGGUGUGUGAGGACUGGCAGGACACCCUACCGGAGCUGCUUGGGGUCAAAUGACUUGGAGUCUUUAGGCGGUCAUAUUCUCACUGAAAACCAUGCGUCUGGAGUAGAAAUAAAGAAGUGAAAAAGAA